AUGACUGUAGAGCAGAAUGUCCUCCAGCAGCAUUCUCAGAAGCACCAGCAGACCCUACUAAACCAGUUACGAGAGGUCACAGGCACCACAGAUAUUCAGCUCCUUCAACAGGCCUUGCAGGUGAGCAAUGGAGAUCUGGCUGAAGCUGUGGCCUUUCUGACAGAGAAAAAUGCCAAGGUCCCUCAGCAAGAUGAGACCACCUACUACCAAACUUCUCAGGUGUCAGGUGACCGAUACAUCAGUGUGGGCAGCCAAGCAGACUCAAAUGUUAUUGACCUGACAGGAGAUGAUAAAGAUGAUCUCCAGAGAGCAAUUGCCCUCAGCUUGGCAGAGUCCAGUCGCGCCUUUAGGGAGACUGGCAUCACUGAUGAGGAGCAGGCCAUCAGCAGAGUUCUGGAGGCCAGCAUAGCAGAGAAUAAAGCAAGUCUAAAGCGCACCCACACUGAAGUAUGGAGUGAUUCGCCAAACCCACAUGACAGGAAGAGGAUAGACAACUGCCCCGUAGGCUUGAAAAAUGUCGGCAAUACCUGCUGGUUCAGUGCCGUCAUCCAGUCUCUGUUUAACCUGCUCGAGUUCCAGAGACUGGUACUCCACUACUCUCCACCGGCCAGGGUUGAUGAUCUUCCCCGAAACCAGAAGGAACACCGGAACCUUCCCUUCAUGCAAGAGCUUCGGACUCUCUUUUCCCUUAUGGUUGGAUCCAAGAGGAAAUAUGUAGAUCCGUCACGGGCAGUGGAAAUCCUCAAAGACGCCUUUAAGUCCAGUGAGUCACAGCAGCAGGAUGUGAGUGAGUUCACGCACAAGCUCCUGGACUGGCUGGAGGAUGCCUUUCAAAUGAAGGCUGAAGAAGAUGGGGAAGAAGACAAACCAAAGAACCCAAUGGUUGAACUAUUCUAUGGGCGAUUCCUUGCUGUUGGUGUCCUUGAAGGUAAACAAUUUGAGAACACAGAGAUGUUUGGCCAAUACCCGCUGCAAGUAAACGGCUUCAAGGAUCUGCAUGAGUGUCUUGAGGCAGCGAUGAUCGAAGGGGAGAUUGAAUCCCUACACUCAGCAGAAAACUCGGCCAGGUCUGGACAAGAGCACUGGUUCACAGAACUCCCUCCUGUGUUGACUUUCGAGCUGUCAAGAUUUGAGUUUAAUCAAGCACUUGGACGGCCUGAAAAGAUCCACAACAAGCUUGAGUUCCCCUCAAUGCUCUACAUGGACAGAUACAUGGACAGAAACAGAGAAAUAACCAGAAUCAAGAGGGAGGAAAUCAGAAGACUUAAAGAGCAUUUGACUUUGUUCCAGCAGAGAUUGGAAAGGUAUCUGAGCUAUGGCUCUGGCCCUAAGAGGUUUCCUCUGGCAGAUGUCCUCCAAUAUGCAAUGGAGUUUGCUUCUAGCAAACCUGUGUGUACUUCUCCUGUGGAAGAUAUUGACUCGUCAGCACCCCCUGGUGGCACAACUGGACUACAGCUCCCCUCUCAGAGCUUGCCUGAACAGGACUCUUUGGCUCCUGCAGAGAGCUCAGGCUCUGCCUCAGGCCCUGCUUCUACUGUCACUGCAGCCCAGCAGCAGAGAGCACCGAUUCAUAAGCCUUUCACCCAGUCCAGACUACCUCCUGAUCUCCCUAUGCAUCCUGCUCCACGCCACAUUACUGAAGAGGAAUUGAGGGUGCUGGAGGGAUGCCUGCAUCGAUGGAGGAGUGAAGUUGAAAAUGAUACUCGUGAUCUACAGGAGAGUAUAAAAAGAAUCCACAGAACAAUUGAGCUGAUGUACUCAGACAAAUCAAUGUUGCAGGUCCCCUACCGGCUUCAUGCAGUGCUGGUCCAUGAAGGCCAGGCCAACGCAGGGCACUACUGGGCCUACAUCUAUGAUCCACAUCAACGUUGUUGGAUGAAGUACAACGAUAUCUCUGUUACAAAAUCCUCCUGGGAGGAACUGGUUCGGGACUCGUUUGGAGGCUACCGCAACGCCAGUGCCUACUGUCUUAUGUAUAUAAAUGAAAAGAAGCCCUUUCUCAUAGAAGAGGAAUUUGAUAAAGAAACCGGACAAAUACUAAGUGGCAUGGACAAGCUUCCACCGGACCUAAAGCAGUACGUAAAGGAGGACAAUGAACUCUUUGACAAGGAGAUUGAGGAGUGGAAUGCUCUGCAGGCUCGCAAGGCCCAGCAGGAAAAGUUGGCUCUUGCUACAGCGGCAGCUGCAGCAUCCAGCACCUCAAUUUCCUCCUCCUCACCCCAGCCCAUGACACCACAGCAAGAUCCUGAGUACAUGGAGCAGCCAUCCCCUACUAAUGACUCCAAACAUCUCCAGGAGGACACAGAAAGAGCCAUAUGUAGGGCAACUGCUGAACAGGAGGAGAGAAGCCCUGAAGCACUGCUAAAUGCUGCAAUGAUGACCCCAAACAUGCAAGGUGUAAUUAUGGCUAUUGGCAAAUCCAGCAGAGUUUAUGAAAAGAAUGGGCCCGAGGCAGCCUUUUUUAAGGCCCUCAAGCUAGAAUAUGCUCGACUUUUGAGAUUUGCCCAAGAAGACACUCCCCCGGAGAAUGACUACCGACUACAGCACGUCAUUGUCUACUUUCUCCAGAACCAAGCACCUAAGAAAAUCCUGGAGAGGACUUUGCUCACUCAGUUUGCUGACCGGAACCUGGCAUUUGAUGAGAGAUGCAAAAGCAUUAUGAAUGUGGCACGCGCAAAACUGGACCUAAUUACGCCUGAGGAGGUCAACAUGGAUGAGUAUGAGAUAUGGCAUCAGGACUACAGGAACUUCCGUGAAACAACCAUUUUCAUGAUAACUGGCCUGGAGCUCUUCCAUAAGACAAAAUAUAUGGAGGCGCUGAUAUAUCUCAUAUACUCGUACCAAUACAACAAGGAGCUUUUGUCUAAGGGGCUUUACAGAGGACAUGAUGAGGAGUUCCUUGGGCAUUACCGUAGGGAUUGUUUGCUGAAAUUAAAUGAGCAAGCAGCAGCCAUGUUUGAGUCAGGAGAAGAACCAGAGGUGACAACCGGUUUGGGGAUCAUGAACGAGUUGGUGGUACCAUGCAUCCCCUUACUGCUGGUCCAUGACACUGAGAGAGACCUACUGGCAGUGGAAGACAUGAGGAACCGUUGGUGCUCAUACCUGGGCCAGGAGAUGGAAGCCAACCUCCAAGAAAAGCUGACCGACUUCCUUCCGAAGUUAUUGGACUGCUCGACGGAGAUCAAAAGCUUCCACGACCCUCCGAAGGUGCCCGCCUACUCCACCUUGGAGCUAUGUGAAAGAUUCGGCCGCAUCAUGAACACCCUAAGCAAGGUGGUCAACCAUGGGAGAUGA
Molecule: messenger RNA, 3294 nt
Organism: Nerophis lumbriciformis (worm pipefish)
Lineage: Eukaryota; Metazoa; Chordata; Actinopteri; Syngnathiformes; Syngnathidae
Source: RefSeq, a predicted model, not a curated record